Molecule: messenger RNA, 3345 nt
Organism: Notolabrus celidotus (New Zealand spotty)
Lineage: Eukaryota; Metazoa; Chordata; Actinopteri; Labriformes; Labridae
Product: polycomb protein SCMH1
Exons: 16
Coding region: 399-2588 (729 amino acids)
Biological process (GO): regulation of DNA-templated transcription
Cellular component (GO): nucleus
Molecular function (GO): protein binding
Source: RefSeq, a predicted model, not a curated record
GGGUCCCAUGUGUUGGCAUUGUGUUUUGAAUGGAGCACAACAUAUUUCGGCAACGUGAGACGCGAUAUUUGGGGUGUAAAAAGGAACACCAUGUUCAGUGCAUAUCUCUGACAAUAAGUGUUUCCAGUUGGAGGUUGUUUUUGUUAACAAUUACCAAGUUAUCGACAGGAGGAGUGUGUAGUACCUGCUGAGCUCUCAUGCCUGUCAUCCUGUCAAUGUCGGGGAAAACAGGGAGCGGGGCCGCUUUAAUUUGGACGCCAUCCCCCUUGGCGGAGGAAAAAGGCGCACUUCUAUUGAAAAGGAGAUCACCCGGAGAGGAGUAACGCUGCUAUACGGUUAUGAAGUUUUAAGUGGAAGUCACUGUUGAGUUGUGAGCUUGGUCAGUAUUGCUGGGGAGCAUGAGGAAACCUGUGCCACAGAAAGCUAUAGAGUGGAAAGAUGCCAGACGGAUCAAGCAUGCCCGGAGUGGACGGCCCUCCCGGGUGCCCUCACAGUAUCAAGGUCAUUUCAGCUGGGAGAAAUACCUGAAAGAGACAGGUGCUACCGCGGCACCUUCUUCAUGCUUCAGACAAAGCCUCACACCUCCAGUCAACGAGUUCAAGGCAGGGAUGAAGCUGGAGGCCCAGGACCCGAGAAACACCACCUCCACCUGCAUCGCCACAGUGGUCGGCCUGACGGGCUCCCGGCUGCGGCUGCGCUUGGACGGGUCUGACAACAAGAACGACUUCUGGCGGCUGGUGGACUCGUCGGAGAUCCAGCCGAUCGGCAACUGUGAGAAGAACGGAGGCAUGCUGCAGCCUCCUCUGGGUUUCCGUCUAAAUGCGUCGUCCUGGCCCAUGUUUCUUCUAAAGACGCUAAAUGGAGCUGAGAUGGCACCGUCUCGCAUCUUUCACAAGCAGGAGCCUCCCGCUCCAGAGCAGAACUCCUUCCAGGUGGGCAUGAAGCUGGAGGCGGUGGACCGGAAAAACCCCCACUUCAUCUGCCCGGCAACAGUGGGUGCCCUGCGUGGUGUCGAGGUGCUGGUCACCUUUGAUGGCUGGCGGGGAGCCUUUGAUUACUACUGCCGCUAUGACUCGCGGGACAUCUUCCCCGUUGGUUUUUGCAACCUCACUGGAGACAAUCUUCAGCCGCCUGGAACCAAAGUAGUGUUGCCUAAGAGCCUCGGGGCCCUCACAGACGGGAGUGUGGAGAGCCCAGCCAUGCACCCCACCCCCACAGUGGGCAGACCUCAGGGUCAGAGAGGACGCAAGCCGGGCCGCAGGAAAACCAAGGUGACGGGACUGUGGGGCCAAAAAGGCUCUGCAGUGGUACCGCAGAGCAUCCCGGCGGGAAAAGGCCUGGAGCCCAUCAAGGUCCCCAAGAAGAGAGGGCCCAAGCCCGGCAGCAAGUUGGGCUGGGCGAAGAGAGCAGGCUGGCUGGAAGACGCCAUGGCAGGUCCAGGACGGCCGGUGACGGGCCCGGGGCGAACCAGAGGGAGACUGCCUGCCAACUGGGCACAGAGGAUAGCUCUGCAGCAGGCCCAGACUCCGGCCGAACCCAUCAAGAUCCCAAAGAAAAGAGGGCCAAAGCCAGGCAGCAAGAGAAAACCUCGUGUGGUACCUAAUCCAGUCCCCACGUCUCCCACCAGCAGCACCCCAGAGCCCGACACCAGCACUGUGCCUCUGGACAACGCCACCAUCCCAAACUCUGCACUACAGGCUCCCACAGUCUGCGUAUACCUUAACAAGUACGGCAAGGUGGGACCCCAUUUGGACCAGCGGCGGAUCCAGCAGCUCCCGGACCACUUUGGACCUGGCCGGGCCUCUUCGGUACUUCAGCAGUGUGUUCAGGCUUGUGUGGACUCGGCGCACAAUCAAGGCACAGUCUUCUCCUGCCUCAAGUCGGGACAAGGAGGGGAAGUCAUUUCAGCGUUCUUUGACAAGCAGCAGCGCACCCUCACCCUGCCCACAGUCAGCAGUGUCACCUAUGUGCUCCGCUUCCUGGAGAAACUCUGCCACAACCUUCACUGCGAUGCUCUCUUUGGCAGCCAGCCUGUGGCCAGAGGAGGCCUGCACUACGACAGUCACACAUACACUGCAGAGAGGAGAAAUUUUGCAGACAGUCUGCCAACAGGCCCAGGUCGAGGUACUAAGAGGUUCCUUCAGGACUUCAACAGUCCGCUGUCUCAGAAACUGUCCAAAAUCCCUCGGCACUCCAUUGACGGUGAGUCCUUCAUGGAGAGCAGCGUCACCGUAUCAGAGCACUUAAAGAAGAGCCCUCUUUCUCCAAAGCUGACGGUCCAAAGUCCUGGCCUGAGGUCUCCCUCCAAACUGCUGCAUCAUAACAACUCAACAGGCUCAGGCAGUUUCCGGGAGAGCCAGAGGCCGAGUGGUCAGGACCCCAACCUGUGGACAGUGGAGAACGUUAUGCAAUAUAUCAGAGAUAUUGACCCAGUGCUGGCCCCACAUGCUGACCUUUUCAGAAAACAUGAGAUUGAUGGCAAAGCGCUCCUGCUGCUGCGAAGUGACAUGAUGAUGAAAUACAUGGGCUUGAAGCUCGGGCCUGCCCUCAAACUCACUUUUCACAUCGAUAAGCUCAAACGUGCUUGAGGGAGUCAGACCAGCAGCCUUCCAAAGGACUAAACUCCGAGCCCAUCUCCAUCUCUAGGAUCAGUAUCUCAUGCACUGCAUAUCGGACUCACUCUGACCAUUUACAUGUAGCAGCUUAUAUCAGAGCACCAAAUCUGGUACAGUACACAGCCCUCUCCUCACCUCAUCCAAUGAGGAAUGUUUAUUUUGUGUAGCACAAUCCAGCCCUGAGGCAGCAUGGGAUACGUAGGAUCACCCACCUGUCCGUCAUCGGUUUUGCAUUUCACUAUAACUUGAAGUCAUAUGUGGCCAUUUCAACUGUAAAAGGCAUUUCUUGGCCUGCCUUUAUUAUGUUACACUUAAUCUGUACAUUUCAUAUUUUGUACGUAUACUUAUGGACUUGUAUUUUUGCCUUUUUCAAUGGUUUAUGUGGAGUAAGUUAAAAGAAAGAAACCUUUAAGGAAGAAAAGAAAACACUACAUUCAUCCCAGCAGCUGGGAAUGAUUCUUCUUUAUGUCUCUGUUUGAGGCACAAUUUUGCAAUGACAACAUUAACAAUGGGAGAAAGACUUGUUUUAUGAAAGGAAAAAAAAGAUUUUAUCCUGACGAUACUGCCAUGAGGAAAUCUGUUCCUGUUCUCUUGUUCUGGAUGUUGUUUACAAUGCCUUGUCUGGUCUAUGUUAUUUGUACUUUUUUAAUUUUUAUACUAUAUUAUUAGAGUUCCUACAAGGAGAGCCCUAUCAUACUUAACAUUGUUCAAUAAAUAUAUAAUAAUUCAA